GCGAAGAGACAAUUUGUGUGCGACGAAAUCGGCCAUUAUAGUCGCGUCGUUCUUGUAUUUUUGUUUAAUAUAAAUGUUUUCCAUUAUCUAAGAUGCCGAAAAAUAUUACUAGUGAGGUUCGUGAAAUAAUCCUUAAGGUUAAAGAGUUCAUGGACGAAGAGAAACGAAUGCAAGCUCCAAUAAUUCCACUUAGUAAAGUGUACGUCAGAGUUUCGGCUGCCACAGGUGUUUCUGAGCGUACAGUACUAAACAUUGUAAAAGAAGCUAGAUUAGUGGAACAGGGUCUUCUUGAUCCAGAAACUUUGAGGAAAACACCUAAGAAAAGAGUGCGGACUAAAGGAAAAAUUGAAGUGGAUGAAUAUGAUUUGCAAGUGAUUAGGAGAAAAAUUCAUGAGUUUUAUGCAUUCAAGAAAGAAGUACCAACAAUUAAUAAAUUGUUACAAAUACUAAAAGAAGAAAUCAAUUUCAAGGGUUCUAGAGAAACACUUCGCAAAAUUUUACGCAAAAAUGGAUUUCAGUUUAGGAAAUCAAAACAUGUCAAAGAUAAGGAACCUGCAAUGGCAUCAACAUCGGCAGUUCCUCCAUACAUUCAUACAAUGUUUAGUCAUAAGCCUUAAGCUAUUAAUUUAUUAUACUUUAGGAUCAAGUUACUUUAGUAGUAGUUUAACCUAUAUUACAUUAUUUUAAUGUAUUGUUUUAUAAGUGUAUUGAUU
Molecule: messenger RNA, 713 nt
Organism: Papilio machaon (common yellow swallowtail)
Lineage: Eukaryota; Metazoa; Arthropoda; Insecta; Lepidoptera; Papilionidae
Exons: 2
Coding region: 93-617 (174 amino acids)
Source: RefSeq, a predicted model, not a curated record